GUGGUGCUCUUGACCAGGACAGGAGCACUGGACAGACGGUGUCCCGCAUCUCCACUCACACAGCAACGGACAAAAGUGGAGUCUGGCCCUCGCCUCCUCGGUCUCAGUCCUGACACACACACACACACACUGUGAUCUGACGGAAAGUUAAGAAAGUGUGUUUUUUCUUUGUUUUAAAAAUUAAAAAGUGGUUAAUAGAAGGAUCUAGAGGGAAUCCCUUUGAAGAUGACGGCUGUCGAGACGCAAGUGCAGUACAACACCACGUACACGGUGACCACGGAAGAUUACAUGAUUCAGGAGGAGGACUGGGACAGGGACCUGCUGCUCGACCCUGCCUGGGAGAAACAGCAGAGGAAGACCUUCACAGCCUGGUGUAACUCUCACCUGCGGAAAGCUGGCACUCAGAUCGAGAAUAUCGAAGAGGACUUCAGAAAUGGCCUCAAGCUCAUGCUGCUGCUCGAGGUCAUCUCAGGUGAAAGAUUGCCCAAACCCGACAAGGGCAAGAUGCGGUUCCACAAAAUCGCCAACGUGAACAAGGCUCUGGACUUCAUCUGCAGCAAAGGAGUCAAACUGGUAUCUAUUGGAGCUGAAGAGAUUGUUGAUGGUAAUGUGAAAAUGACUUUGGGAAUGAUCUGGACCAUCAUCCUCCGUUUUGCUAUCCAGGACAUCUCAGUGGAAGAGACCUCUGCUAAAGAGGGCCUGUUGCUGUGGUGCCAGAGGAAGACUGCCCCCUACAGGAACGUUAAUGUACAGAACUUCCACAUCAGCUGGAAGGAUGGCCUCGCUCUGUGCGCCCUCAUCCACAGGCACAGACCUGACCUGAUCGACUACUCCAAACUGAGAAAGGACGACCCCAUUGGAAACUUGAACACAGCGUUCGAGGUGGCUGAGAAAUUCUUGGACAUCCCCAAAAUGUUGGACGCUGAAGAUAUUGUGAACACUCCUAAGCCUGAUGAGAAAGCCAUCAUGACCUACGUAUCCUGCUUCUAUCACGCCUUCGCCGGGGCUGAGCAGGCUGAAACUGCCGCUAACAGGAUUUGUAAAGUUCUGGCAGUGAACCAGGAGAAUGAGAGGCUGAUGGAGGAGUAUGAGAAACUGGCCAGUGAGUUGUUGGAGUGGAUCCGCAGGACGAUCCCAUGGCUGGAAAACCGUGUUGCGGAGCAGACCAUGCGUGCCAUGCAGCAAAAGCUGGAGGACUUCAGAGAUUACCGCCGUGUGCACAAGCCACCACGCGUGCAGGAAAAAUGCCAGCUGGAAAUCAACUUCAACACCCUGCAGACCAAACUGAGGCUCAGCAACAGACCCGCCUUCAUGCCCUCUGAAGGAAAGAUGGUUUCGGACAUUGCGAAUGCAUGGAAAGGCUUAGAGCAGGUUGAGAAGGGCUACGAGGAAUGGCUGCUGACCGAGAUCCGCCGUCUGGAGAGACUGGACCACCUGGCUGAGAAGUUCAAGCAGAAGUGCAAUCUGCAUGAGUCCUGGACCGCAGGAAAGGAAGAACUGCUGUCUCAGAAGGACUACGAAUCUGCAUCUCUGAUGGAGAUCAGGGCUCUUAUGAGGAAGCACGAGGCGUUCGAGAGUGACCUCGCCGCCCACCAGGACAGAGUGGAGCAGAUCGCCGCUAUCGCCCAGGAGCUCAAUGAACUGGAUUAUCACGAUGCCGCCACUGUGAACGCUCGCUGCCAGGCCAUCUGUGACCAGUGGGACAACUUGGGCACUCUGACCCAGAAGAGGAGAGAUGCUCUGGAGCGUGUGGAGAAAUUGUGGGAAACUAUUGACCAGCUGUACUUGGAAUUUGCCAAGAGGGCAGCACCAUUUAACAACUGGAUGGAUGGAGCCAUGGAGGAUCUGCAGGACAUGUUCAUCGUACACAGCAUCGAGGAGAUCCAGAGUCUGAUCACAGCUCAUGACCAGUUUAAGGCCACUCUCCCAGAGGCAGACAAGGAGCGUGUGGCCAUCAUGGGUAUCAUGAAUGAGAUCAUGAAGAUCGCUCAGACCUACGGUAUCAAACUGUCUGGCAUCAAUCCAUACACCAACCUCAGCCCUCAGGACGUCACCAACAAGUGGGAGACUGUGAAGCAGCUGGUGCCGCUCAGAGACCAGAUGCUCCAGGAGGAAGUUGCCAGACAGCAGGCCAAUGAGAGGCUGAGGCGGCAGUUUGCUGCCCAGGCCAACAUCAUCGGACCCUGGAUUCAAACCAAGAUGGAGGAGAUCGGCCACGUGUCUGUGGACAUUGCCGGCUCUCUGGAGGAACAGAUGAACAACCUGAAGAAUUACGAGCAGAAUAUUAUUAAUUACAAAUCCAACAUCGACAAACUGGAGGGAGAUCACCAGCUUAUCCAGGAGGCGCUCAUCUUCGAUAACAAGCACACCAACUACACCAUGGAGCAUAUUCGUGUGGGCUGGGAGCAGCUCCUCACCACCAUCGCCCGCACCAUUAACGAGGUUGAGAACCAGAUCCUGACCCGUGAUGCCAAGGGCAUCAGCCAGGAGCAGCUCAAUGAGUUCAGAGCCUCCUUCAACCACUUUGACAGGAAGAGAAAUGGCAUGAUGGAUCCCGACGAUUUCCGCGCCUGUCUGAUCUCCAUGGGCUACGAUCUGGGUGAAGUGGAGUUUGCACGCAUCAUGACUCUGGUGGACCCCAACAACACGGGCGUGGUCACCUUCCAGGCUUUCAUCGACUUCAUGACCCGCGAGACAGCCGAGACGGACACAGCCGAACAAGUGAUGGCCUCCUUCAAGAUCCUGGCUUCCGACAAGGCCUACAUUACGGUGGAUGAGUUGCGCAGGGAGCUUCCCCCAGAGCAGGCCGAGUACUGCAUCAGCCGCAUGACCAAGUACAUCGGGCCAGACGUCCCUACAGGCGCUCUCGACUACAUCUCCUUCUCCAGUGCCCUCUAUGGCGAGAGCGACUUAUAAAUGUCCCUCUUUUCUUCUCUUCUGUCAUAUAUGUCAUUUUCUCUCUCUCUUUCUCUCUCCCUCUCUCUCUCUCUCUCAUUUUACUUCUGUCCUUACCCUCUUGUCACUCUUUCUCGCCCUAAAUUCAUGUUCUAAGAAAGAGAUAUCAAACCCCCUCACCUCCUUAACCCCCUCCCUUUCAAUUUUAUGUCCCCUGUGUGCAUAAAGAUUUAUUUCUCUCCUUUUCCCCCACCCGUGUCUCUCUUGCUCAUAAGGGGAACACGCGGAGCAGAAUCACCAGCUCUAAUGUAACGCCUACAGUCUUAAUAUUUUCUCCACGAUACACUGUACGUGUGCAUUCACGACUGGAGAUUUUACUAUGUGUACCCUCCUCUCCUUUUCUGUCUCUCUCUCUCUCUCUCUCUGUCUUCCUCCUCAACUCAUUUACGUGUGUGAGCUGUGAGCCUCCUCCCACGCCACCCCCCCCGAGCCCCAGAGCCCCGAGCUGACGGAAGAACGCAGGAGGACGCUUCGGUCUUCUGGAAUUGCACACUUAAUGUCUGAUCAGUUUCAGAUUCUGAAUGAAAAAUUCUUGAUCACCGUAAAUACAAUCCAAAUGAAGCAAUAAAGUCAUGUGACUUCAACAAAUCUUUAA
Clarias gariepinus (North African catfish) is the source of this 3550-nucleotide messenger RNA. It is a transcript of the gene actn3b, whose product is annotated as actinin alpha 3b. The record is from RefSeq and is a predicted model, not a curated record. Gene Ontology annotation, molecular function: actin filament binding; calcium ion binding. Lineage: Eukaryota; Metazoa; Chordata; Actinopteri; Siluriformes; Clariidae. Bases 226 to 2916 code for a protein of 896 amino acids. The transcript has 21 exons. Gene Ontology annotation, cellular component: plasma membrane; cell junction; cell projection. Gene Ontology annotation, biological process: actin cytoskeleton organization; muscle cell development.